AUGAUGGCGGCGGCGCUGGGGCCCCCAGAAGUGAUCGCUCAGCUGGAGAACGCGGCCAAAGUUCUGAUGGCCCCGCCUUCCAUGGUCAGUAAUGAGCAGCGCCAGCAUGCAGAGCACAUAUUCCUGUCAUUUAGGAAAUCCAAGUCUCCGUUUGCAGUCUGCAGGCAUAUUUUGGAAACCAGUAAAGUGGACUAUGUCCUUUUUCAAGCUGCCACAGCCAUAAUGGAAGCGGUUGUCCGAGAGUGGGUUCUCUUGGAAAAAGGCAGCAUCGAGUCACUGAGAACAUUCCUCCUAACCUAUGUCUUGCAAAGGCCUAACCUCCAAAAGUAUGUUCGGGAACAGAUUCUAUUAGCAGUAGCAGUAAUUGUAAAAAGAGGAUCAUUAGAUAAAUCAAUUGACUGCAAAAGCAUAUUUCAUGAAGUCAGCCAGUUGAUAAGUAGUGGCAAUCCCACAGUGCAAACUCUGGCCUGUUCUAUUCUAACUGCUCUAUUGAGUGAAUUUUCAAGUUCAAGCAAAACUAGCAACAUUGGACUGAGUAUGGAAUUCCAUGGUAACUGCAAACGAGUCUUUCAGGAAGAAGACCUUCGCCAGAUCUUCAUGUUAACAGUUGGAGUUCUGCAGGAGUUCAGCAGACGGGAGAACCUUAGUGCUCAGAUGUCCUCAGUGUUUCAGCGAUACCUUGCACUCGCCAACCAAGUCCUGAGCUGGAAUUUUCUUCCUCCAAACUUGGGCAGACAUUAUAUAGCUAUGUUUGAAUCCUCACAAAAUGUGCUGUUGAAGCCAACAGAGUCCUGGCGGGAGGCUCUUCUGGACAGCAGAGUUAUGGAGCUUUUCUUCACAGUACAUCGAAAAAUCAGAGAAGAUUCAGAUAUGGCACAGGAUUCUCUGCAGUGCCUUGCCCAGUUAGCUUCUCUCCAUGGACCCAUCUUUCCCGACGAAGGAUCCCAGGUUGAUUAUCUAGCACACUUCAUUGAGGGCUUGCUGAGCACCAUCAAUGGAAUUGAAAUAGAAGACUCUGAAGCUGUAGGCAUCUCCAGCAUUAUCAGCAAUCUGAUAACUGUGUUCCCUCGGCAUGUUCUAACUGCCGUCCCCAGUGAGCUCUUCUCCUCCUUUGUGAACUGCCUCACACACCUCACUUGUUCUUUUGGGAGAAGUGCUGCAUUGGAAGAAGUGCUUGAUAAGGAUGACAUGGUAUACAUGGAAGCGUAUGAUAAGUUGCUGGAGUCCUGGCUAACUUUAGUCCAAGAUGACAAGCAUUUCCAUAAAGGCUUUUUCACGCAGCAUGCAGUUCAGGUGUUCAAUUCCUAUAUUCAGUGUCACCUUGCUGCUCCAGAUGGCACAAGGAAUUUGACUGCCAAUGGUGUGGCCUCUCGUGAGGAAGAAGAAAUCAGUGAACUCCAAGAAGAUGAUCGAGAUCAGUUUUCUGAUCAGCUAGCCAGUGUAGGAAUGCUAGGAAGAAUUGCUGCCGAGCACUGCAUGCCUCUCCUGACAAGUUUACUAGAAGAAAGGGUAACAAGACUCCAUGGCCAGUUACAACGGCAUCAGCAACAGUUACUUGCUUCACCCGGAUCAAGCACCAUUGACAACAAAAUGCUUGAUGAUCUCUAUGAAGAUAUUCACUGGCUUAUUUUAGUUACAGGCUACCUCUUAGCUGAUGAUACUCAGGGAGAGACUCCGCUAAUACCUCCAGAAAUAAUGGAAUAUUCCAUUAAGCAUUCAUCUGAAGUUGACAUUAAUACAACACUUCAAAUUUUGGGAUCUCCAGGAGAAAAGGCUUCUUCCAUCCCAGGGUACAGCAGAACAGAUUCUGUGAUUAGGCUGUUGUCUGCUGUGCUAAGAGUCUCAGAAGUUGAAUCUCGAGCAAUAAGAGCAGAUCUCACUCAUCUACUAAGCCCUCAAAUGGGCAAAGACAUUGUUUGGUUUCUAAAACGCUGGGCCAAGACUUACCUCCUGGUAGAUGAAAAACUGUAUGAUCAGAUAAGUUUGCCAUUGAGCACAGCAUUUGGAGCAGAUACAGAGGGUUCCCAGUGGAUUAUCGGCUACCUCUUACAAAAGGUCAUCAGCAAUCUGUCAGUGUGGAGUAGUGAACAGGACCUUGCGAAUGAUACUGUUCAGCUCCUUGUCACUUUAGUAGAAAGAAGAGAAAGGGCAAACUUAGUAAUUCAGUGUGAAAACUGGUGGAACCUAGCGAAGCAGUUUGCAAGCCGAAGCCCACCUCUUAAUUUCCUGUCCAGCCCAGUGCAGAGGACACUGAUGAAGGCUCUGGUCUUAGGAGGUUUUGCACAUAUGGACACAGAAACCAAGCAGCAGUAUUGGACAGAGGUUCUUCAGCCUCUUCAGCAGAGAUUCCUGAGAGUGAUCAACCAGGAGAACUUUCAGCAAAUGUGUCAGCAGGAGGAAGUCAAACAGGAGAUCACUGCCACACUAGAGGCCCUGUGUGGCAUUGCUGAGGCCACCCAGAUCGACAAUGUAGCCAUCCUGUUUAAUUUUUUAAUGGACUUCCUUAACAAUUGCAUUGGUUUAAUGGAAGUUUACAAGAAUACUCCAGAAACUGUCAAUCUCAUUAUAGAAGUUUUUGUGGAAGUUGCACAUAAACAAAUAUGCUAUCUUGGAGAGUCCAAAGCUAUGCAUUUAUAUGAAGCCUGCCUUACUUUGUUACAAGUGUAUUCUAAGAAUAACUUAGGGCGGCAAAGGAUAGACGUGACGGCGGAAGAAGAGCAGUACCAGGACCUGCUGCUCAUUAUGGAGCUGCUCACUAACCUUCUCUCAAAGGAGUUCAUAGACUUUAGUGACACAGAUGAAGUGUUUAGAGGACAUGAGCCAGGACAAGCAGCAGGCAGAUCUGUAUCAGCAGCUGAUGUCGUUUUGUAUGGAGUAAACCUAAUUCUGCCCUUAAUGUCACAAGAUCUUUUGAAGUUUCCAACCCUUUGUAAUCAAUAUUACAAAUUGAUCACAUUCAUUUGUGAGAUUUUUCCUGAAAAGAUACCCCAGCUUCCUGAGGAUCUGUUUAAGAGUCUGAUGUAUUCCCUAGAACUAGGAAUGACAUCAAUGAGUUCAGAAGUAUGCCAGCUCUGUCUCGAGGCCUUGACACCAUUAGCUGAACAAUGUGCUAAAGCACAAGAAACGGAUUCACCUCUUUUUCUAGCAACUCGACACUUCCUUAAGCUGGUUUUUGAUAUGCUGGUCUUGCAAAAGCACAACACGGAGAUGACUACUGCAGCAGGUGAAGCAUUCUACACAUUGGUGUGUUUGCACCAGGCUGAGUAUUCUGAACUGGUUGAGACAUUACUAUCAAGUCAACAAGAUCCAAUCAUUUACCAGAGAUUAGCAGAUGCCUUCAACAAGCUCACAGCGAGCAGCACGCCUCCUACCCUGGACCGGAAACAGAAGAUGGCCUUCCUAAAGAGUUUAGAAGAAUUUAUGGCUAAUGUUGGUGGUCUCCUUUGUGUAAAAUAAACAACAGAGCUAUAUGCUUAACUUCGA
Messenger RNA from Arvicanthis niloticus (Nile rat), 3483 nucleotides. It is a transcript of the gene Xpo4, whose product is annotated as exportin 4. Gene Ontology annotation, cellular component: nuclear pore; cytoplasm. The record is from RefSeq and is a predicted model, not a curated record. Gene Ontology annotation, biological process: protein export from nucleus. Gene Ontology annotation, molecular function: nuclear export signal receptor activity. Lineage: Eukaryota; Metazoa; Chordata; Mammalia; Rodentia; Muridae.